AUGGCCACUCAGCCCUUUCGAUAUCGAACAWUCUUCGAAAUAGCCGCCAUCUCAAUCCUUCUCUACAUCUUCCUUGGCUCCCCAACAAAAGAGGUCGAAGACGAGUCAUCCCGAGUGGCACCUUCAAAGGCAAAAGUCGGCAAGCUUGUCUAUCCUUCCAAAGAUCUACAAUGUCCUCGACACGACUACGCAGUCAAGAUCUUCUCCGCGACUCCACUGGUGAUGCAUAUUGAAAGCUUCCUCAGCGAAAACGAGGCAGAUCAUCUGAUUAAAUUGAGCGAAAACAAAUGGAACAUCUCCACAGUCUCAAACAAGGGCAUCGAAGGUAUAGACAAUACCGUUCGCAAGUCUGAAAAGGCGGGCAUCGAACGAGACAAUAUCGUUCAAUGCAUUGAAUCCCGAGCAUUGGAGUUCCAAGGUUGGCCAAAAGAUACUUUCAUCGAAAAGCUCUGGACGCAAAGAUAUAACGUGUCGGGCCACUACUCUCUACACUACGAUUGGGGUAGCGCCAACAAAGACUCAAGACGAGCGAGUAGCUUCAUGGUCUACUUGCAAGAUACUUGCGAGGGCGGCGGAACUCAUUUCCCACGAUUGCCCAGACCUGCGGAGAAGAAAUGGUGCAAUGUCAUUGAGUGCGGAUCAGAGGACGAUGUUUCUAAUAUGGGAGUGACCUUUAAGCCUAAGAAGGGAGCUGCGGUAUUCUGGAUGAACUUUGAUGCGGAUGGAAGGGGUUACAAAGAGACCAUACAUGCUGGCAUGCCUGUCACAUCUGGACAGAAGAUUGGUCUCAACAUUUGGAGUUGGUAUCAAGCAGGGCAUCGUAUGACUCCAGGUGAUGGGGAAUAG
Molecule: messenger RNA, 846 nt
Organism: Ramularia collo-cygni
Lineage: Eukaryota; Fungi; Ascomycota; Dothideomycetes; Mycosphaerellales; Mycosphaerellaceae
Product: related to oxidoreductase, 2OG-Fe(II) oxygenase family family
Exons: 2
Coding region: 1-846 (281 amino acids)
Biological process (GO): peptidyl-proline hydroxylation to 4-hydroxy-L-proline
Cellular component (GO): endoplasmic reticulum
Molecular function (GO): L-ascorbic acid binding; iron ion binding; procollagen-proline 4-dioxygenase activity
Source: RefSeq, a predicted model, not a curated record